This is a messenger RNA of Hansenula anomala, 1728 nucleotides long. RefSeq names its product 3',5'-cyclic-nucleotide phosphodiesterase PDE2 (gene PDE2). Gene Ontology annotation, molecular function: 3',5'-cyclic-nucleotide phosphodiesterase activity. The record is from RefSeq and is a predicted model, not a curated record. The coding region runs from base 1 to 1728 and encodes 575 amino acids. Gene Ontology annotation, biological process: signal transduction. The transcript has a single exon. NCBI's taxonomy places the organism in Eukaryota, Fungi, Ascomycota, Saccharomycetes, Phaffomycetales, Wickerhamomycetaceae.
AUGUCACAAAUCCUUUACCUAGACUCAACUUCUAGUCAAAAAGUUGUUGAUGAAAACAUCAAGUUAUUUGACAUCUCUCUAAGGAAAUCUCUGGUGAGACAUUUUAGAAAAUUGGUGGAUCUAUUGAUCUAUGUUAGUGUUGUUGGUGCUUCUGAAUUAGAUUUAGAUUAUCCAACUGUUGUGAUAAUCAAUGAAAUUGUUUAUACUCCAAAUGAUCCUCUAAUAGAAGGAGCCUCAAACUCUCCACUAAACACUUUAACUUAUGACCAAAUGCAUCUUUUAUUAUCAAAUCAUUAUAAACAUUUAAACAUAUUACCAUAUAAAUUAUCAACUUUUAGCAUAUCAUUAAUUAAUCAAGAUAUUGAAAAUUAUAACAUUACACUGAAGAAUAGAAUCCUUAGAAUGAAAUCAUGGGUCGGUUUAAACAAUCACAAUACCCAGAACUGUCCUUGUCUACAUAGUAUGACAAAUUGUUUAAACAUCAUUUUACAAAAAGAUUAUCAAAAAUCUCAUAAAUUAAGACAUUUUGUUCAAUUAAUCAAUUCAGAAAUUGAUUUCAUUAGAUUAUUAACUUUGCCAAAACAAGCAAACUACUACAUGUAUUGUAUUGGUAAUUGGGGGUUUAUUGCUCAUGAAUUAACUUGUGAUGAAUUAACUUUUUGUGCUUUUAAAAUUUUUAAAAUUGCCUUUAGUAUAUUGGAACCAAAUGAUCCUUUAAUCAUUGAUGAUAACUCCAUCUUGAGUUUCCUUUUCAGUUUAAGAGAUUCCUACAGAGGUGGUAAUUCGUUCCAUAAUUUUAGACAUGCUGUUGAUGUUUUACAAGCAACUUUUUAUUUCUUAUUAAGAAUUAAUGCUUUACCAAAAUUCCCAUUUUAUACUGAAGAUUUAUCAAGUCAUCCAAAUGAUCAUUUUACCAACAAGAUAUUGUUCAAUAAUGGCUCCCAAUUUGAUAAAGAAACUUCUAUUUUGAAUCCAAUUCAAACUUUAGCACUAUUAGUUUCAAGUGUUGGUCAUGAUGUUGGUCAUCCAGGUUUAACAAACCCUUUCUUAAUUAAUAAUGAAUCACCAAUUGCUAAAAUUUAUUCAAAUCAAUCUGUUCUAGAAAAUUAUCAUUCAACUAUUUUCCAAGAUAUUUUAUCUUAUCAUUGGCCAGUUUUCUUGGAUAAUUCAAAUACCAAAAAUCCUCAAUCUCCAUUGAAUACUAAAGUUAUGCAAGUCCAAAGUAUAUUAGCAACUGAUAUGGCUAAUCAUUUUGAAUAUUUAUCUAAAAUUGAUGAAAUCUCAAUCUUGUUAAACAAUCCUGAAACAAGAUCAAAGAUUAAAGAUUCUUUAAAACAAACAAAUGUUAUAUUAUCAAUGAUUAUCAAAUGUGCAGACAUUUCCAAUGUGGCAAGACCUCUAUUAAUCUCAACAAAAUGGGGGUUUGUAUUGGCUCGUGAGUUUAAUGAAAUUAAUCAAUUGGAUGAAAAUUUGAAUAAAGGCGUUGAUGUUGAUGAAUUAAAUGACCCAAGAUUAGGUCCUUAUUUCCCACCAAGUAUUGAAGAAGCUUUAACCAAGAAUCCAAGUUUACCAAAAGGUCAAUUAUUUUUCAUAAAGACAUUUGCUGAAGCUUUAUUUAAAGAAGUUGCUAUAGUGUUCCCAGAAUUAGCAUUUGGUGCUCAGAUUGUUAAUGAAAAUAAAUUGUAUUGGGAAGAUUUUGAAGCAAGAACAAGUGGUGGUUCAUCAUAG